Aedes aegypti (yellow fever mosquito) is the source of this 2139-nucleotide messenger RNA. Its product is annotated as F-box/LRR-repeat protein 2-like. Gene Ontology annotation, molecular function: protein binding. Gene Ontology annotation, cellular component: SCF ubiquitin ligase complex. The record is from RefSeq and is a predicted model, not a curated record. NCBI's taxonomy places the organism in Eukaryota, Metazoa, Arthropoda, Insecta, Diptera, Culicidae. The transcript has 5 exons. The coding region runs from base 108 to 2048 and encodes 646 amino acids. Gene Ontology annotation, biological process: SCF-dependent proteasomal ubiquitin-dependent protein catabolic process.
UCAGAUCGACAAUUCAAACUUCUGAGUCGAACUGAUCGGACGUGAAAUUUGUGCAGGACAGAGUAGCGUUUUUGAGACAUUGUCUGUUGUUUAAAUCGCAGUUCAAAAUGCAGAUGAUGAUCGAGAGUUACUUUAAUUUGCAUUAUUACGGUUAUGGAAAGGAAGAGUAUUAUUCUGAUUUUGAUGAUGACGACACAGAGAGUGAGCCGGAGGAGGAAAAACCUCCCGAAGAGGAGCAGGUGGAUCGUGAGUUUCCAUUCGAUGAUGACAUAUUCUACAUCAAUCUCAAAGCACCAAGAGUUAGAACAGGGUGGGAUAACCUUCCAAUGGAGAUCCUAAUCCGAAUCUUCACCUUCAUAAGACCAAGCGAUCGAAAUUCAGCCGCUCUCACCUGCCACCGAUGGUUUGAAGCUCUGCGCCAUCCAUAUUUUGUCGGUGCGACUUGCUUCCACUUUGAACGUAUCGAAGUUUCCGACACCAAGUCCCCCAUUCAAAUCUUUCUGGACAGCUUUCGCCACUUCACAAACAUCAAACUGACCCGGGUGCAGUUCAGUGGUCAAACCGAAUUUUGGAGUUACUUUGGGGAGCACAUCCGUGAGAUAACGUUCGACAACUGCGCACUUACCAAACCAAAACUGUCGAACAUCUUGGGCAGCAUGCCAAAUUUAGAACGCCUAAAUAUAGUCGACUGCGACGAACUGUUCAAAAGUUGGAACCCUGUUAUCUUUCAGAACAUAUCCCCAAUCUGUAAGCGCCUCAAACAUCUCGGUCUUCGAAAGAUCAGCGCCUUAAACGAAGAUCACCUUAACUACCUGGUCGCCAUGGCUCCUCGAAUGUCGUCCUUGGAAAUAUCCAAAUGCCUCAGAAAUAUGGACGCAGGUCAACGAGUCACCAUUCUUUCUCACAUCCUCCGUAUCCUCAACCUCUACAAGCAUCAAAUGCGAUCCGUCAACUUCAGCUAUACCAUGUACGAUGAUCUGUUCCUGAAGCAGUUUGCCGAGAUCGAGAGCAUGUCACUGAGCAACAUCAGCCUGUCGUUCUUUCAAAGAGCCCCCAUCAAAGAUCCGGCCAUAAUCGACAUCCUGAGGAAGCACACCAACCUGGUGCACCUAGACCUGACGUCUUUCCUAAAUCUUACAGAUUUCGCUCUAAUCGAAAUUGCUGACUCGAUGCCAUUGCUCAGAACAUUGAAACUGAACGGAUGUUGGCUGCUGACCGAUUUCGGAAUAUCGGCAAUCGGUAAACUAUGCAAGCUCGCCAUAUUGGACCUGUCGGAUUGUGAUCGUGUUACGGAUAGUGGCUUUCUGCAAGCGAUCGUCGGCAAGGAUAGAGUUGAUAUGAAGGAGCUGUAUCUGAGCAUGCUACCGGGGAUAACGGAGAAUGUGAUAUUGAAGAUCUGCCUUACAUUGGCUAAUCUGACGGUGUUGGAUUUUUGCGGCUCCGACUGCAUCAACGAUACUUCGUUGCAGUUUGUGUUUUGCUAUUUGCGAAUGGUGCGGGUGUUGCGAUUGAAUGGAUGUGUGAAGAUUACAGACGCCGGACUGACCGGAAUGGACCUACAACGCGCUGCCAUUGAAAUAUGGGACGAGCAGCAAACUUUUUCGAUCGACAUGCUUCGCGGACUUCAAGAACUGCAGAUAUCCGGGUGCUUCAAAGUAACGGACAUCAGCCUCACACAUUGCUUCAAACUGGUUGAACUGCGAGAAGUCAAUCUUUCCCAUUGCGUCAAUAUUUCAGAUGAAGGCAUUAUCGCUAUGGCCAUGAACUGCCCGUCGCUGGAAGUGGUAGAUCUGAGUGAUUGUUUCCGUAUCUGUGAUCCGUCCAUAGAGGCACUCACCAAGUAUCUGCUGCGUCUCACAUCUAUGAAACUCGUGCGGCUACCCCAGCUGACCACGGAGAGUAUCUACUCCAUACUUGCCAACUGUAAGAAGCUGAGGACAAUCAAUCUGAGAGGAUGCUGUAAAAUACCACGUAGUGCCAUCGACUUGCUGGGCACGAUGAAAUGUCUCCGGAGUAUACCCAAAAGUGAACAUUCUGCGUUGGAGUGAGUCAUUGAUCGAAUUUGUAUGUAAAACGCAACCAUUGAUCAUUUCGCAAAUUUUACAGGAUAGAAAUAAACCAAAUAUACUCUUAAACUCA